CCCGGUCUCCUCCGCGCACGCGCCAAGAUGGCCAAGGGGGCGCUCUACAUCUACAUGAUGUUCGCGCUUGCACUGACGAGCUGCGCACUCGCGGGCCGCGUCCUCAACGACCAUCCCGCGGCGCCUCCGUUAGAGACCGAUCCAUUGCCGGGGCCGACCGACCCGCCUGUCGACCCAGAGGUAGUGCCGGUCCCCGCGCCCACGGCGGCGUUGCCUUUGCCAUCCAAUGCCGCGGGCGCCGCUGGCGUAGCUCCGGCCGCUGGCGUUGGUGCAACGGCCAACGUAGGAGCCGGCGACAGCCCCCUGACGUUCUUCAUGCAUGACAUCCUCGGCACCUCGUCGCAGACGUCGGCGCUCAUGGUGACCGGGGUGGUGGCGAGCGCCGACGGCCUGGCCAGCGGCAACGACGUCGUCCCCUACGACAGCCUCGUCCAGAGCAACGGAAACGCCGUCAACGGCGGCUACAAGAACACCAUCCCCUCCGUCAACGGUUCUGGCGGUGGCGACACGCCCCAGACCCAGAACCUCCUCCUCGGCAUGACCACCGUCGUGGACGAGGAGCUCGCCGGGGGCCAUGAGCUCGGCGCCGCGGCCGUCGGCAGGGCGCAGGGGUUCUACGUCGCGAGCUCGCAGGACGGCAGCAGCAAGACGGUCGUGCUGACGGCCAUGUUCGGCGGCGAAGUGCACGGCGACACGCUCAGCUUCUUCGGGGUGCACCAGUUGGCGGCGCCGGAGUCCCGCAUCGCCGUCAUUGGCGGCACAGGGAAGUACGAGACCGCCAAGGGCUUCGCCGCCAUCCGCACGCUGCACCCCGGCGACCAGCACGCCGCCGACGGCGUCGAGGGCCUCCUCCAGUUCGACAUUCACCUCUCCUGAGCUGCUUCCCUAACUAGUGCUACCACAUUCCAAGUGUUUGUCCUUCCAGGUUAUAUGAUGCUCUGCCGUCGCGCUCAACAUUUGUAAUCUGAAUUUCACGGCCUAUGCAUUUUACUACCAUAAUACUCCUAUAUGUAAUGCGAACUAAGUGUAUAUUUAUGCAUAUUUUAUGAAGAAAACUAAGUAUAU
Messenger RNA from Triticum dicoccoides, 1065 nucleotides. Its product is annotated as dirigent protein 25-like. The record is from RefSeq and is a predicted model, not a curated record. Bases 28 to 876 code for a protein of 282 amino acids. The transcript has a single exon. NCBI's taxonomy places the organism in Eukaryota, Viridiplantae, Streptophyta, Magnoliopsida, Poales, Poaceae.